Prunus avium (sweet cherry) is the source of this 659-nucleotide messenger RNA. Lineage: Eukaryota; Viridiplantae; Streptophyta; Magnoliopsida; Rosales; Rosaceae. The record is from RefSeq and is a predicted model, not a curated record.
CCGAGCUUUUUUAUUUUCUUUUCAGAAAAGAAAAUUAACACUGAUUAUUUACUAUUGCUACCACAGGUUUUGAUAUGUCGAAAUGAGGCUGAAAAAUGCUUAAUUGAGACAUCUAUUAAUUCCCUUCGCAUAAGCCUCAAGGUAAAGCAGGCAGAUGAACUUGAAAAUAUACUAACUAAAAAAUUUCUUAGAUUUUUAUCGAUGAGGGCAGAAGCAUUCCAGGUAUUGAGGAGAAAGCCAGUGCAGGGUUAUGAUAUUAGUUUUCUUGUAACAAAUUACCAUUGCGAGGAUAUGCAGAAGCACAAGCUCAUUGAUUUUAUUGUACAGUUCAUGGAGGCAAGCAUUUUUCCAAACCUUAUAAAAUUGCAUGUAUUAAUUGACUGCUGCUUGAAACGAUUGCUCAAUUUAUACCUUUUAUUUUUGAAUCGUAGUUGGUCAAUUAAUAUAUUUGAGAAUACCAAUUGCCUCUGUUGGGUUAGGGUGGGUUGUUUCUGGAACACACAAAUUUAAUGAGUGAAGUUUCGAACACCCAAGUUUCCUGUCCUUUUGCAUGAAUAGUAGCCAUUUGACUAUGUAUAGCUUUGAUGCAAACUCAUAUGGAAUUCCUUUUGUACGAAGAGGCCUUGGAGCUGGUACUCUGAGAAAACAAUUUUCUUUGU